CUGAGGGAGAAAACCUCAGUUGACCAGAGAGAGAUUCCAAUUCGCACUCUGAAACUGUAGGCUGAGGGAGAAAACCUCAGUUCACCAAACCCGAGUCUCUGAGCAUUAUUCUUCAUUUGUGCUCGAAAUUUCUGAUAUUGCUUAUUUAAUUUAAGCUGGGUGUCAAUCCUAAGUUGAUGUUCAACUCAGUGCUAAACUCGUCACUGUGUUGUUGUCACCACGAAUUAGUUUGAGUUGAAUUGUUUCCAAAACCUGAAAGCCAAGCGCAAGCAAGCAAAGCAAUUUCGUGAAGAAAUUUGAGCGAUGGACGGUUUUCAGAGCUCACAAAUGAACACAAGUCUGUUUUCGUCUAAUUCCAAGCAUCCAGAUGUACAAAAUAUGAAGGGUAGAGAAUCCAUGAAUACAGAUGACCUGUACAAUCAAUAUCAAAAUCAACAGCAGGGAUCUACCCUAGUACGGUACCGUUCGGCGCCGAGCUCCUUCUUCGCCAGCCUUAUCGACGACGGAGGGGAGGAGGAGGAGGAGGAUCUUCUGAAUCGCCAAUCCUCCAGUGGAUCCGAAUCAAUUUUCGAGACAACAGCAGAAAAGAAGCAGUAUUCUUCGAUUUACGAAACUUCACUUGACCGCCGUGAUUUUGUUAAUCAAAAUGAAUCUUGGGUGACCAGUACAUGUGGUGGUGGGGGUGGUGGUGAUCUACAGGGUUUUUACUACAAGGAUGAUAUGGCAAUGGAGAAUAAUAGUAUUAUGGAGCAUGGAAAGAAGAGUGGUGGUGGUGCUGUUGGUGGUGGUAGUAGUAAUUGCUCCAAUCUUAUCAGGCAGAGCAGCUCUCCGGCCGUGUUUUUCUCCGCGUUGACUGCUGAUACUGGCUUUGGAGAUAUGAAAGAUGUGGGAAGUUUUAAGGCAGGAAAUGGAACCAAUGGAAAAGCUAGCACAAGCAAUAGGUUUAACGGGAUUAUAAACUUCUCAUCUGGACCAUCUUCUUCCUCGAGGUUCAUGCCUAAGAUAACUGAAAGUGGAAAUGGAAAUGGAACCAUAGAGGCAAGUAGUCCACAGACUAGAUUUCAAAAUGAUUCUUGGACUGUCACUGACCUAAAAAGAAACAGAGAUGACAACGAGAGUCAACUUUUUGGUUUCAACGCUUUGAAUGGGGACUCUAGCAGUUAUGCUAGGGGUUUAACUCACCACUUGAGCUUGCCAAAAACUUCUGCUGAGAUGGAUGCUGUAGAAAAGUUUUUGCAGUUUCAACAAGAUUCCAUCCCUUGUAAGAUCCGUGCUAAAAGAGGUUGUGCAACACACCCGCGAAGCAUUGCAGAGAGGACGAGAAGAACACGAAUUAGUGAAAGAAUAAGGAAACUGCAAGAGCUUUUUCCAAAAAUGGACAAGCAAACAAGCACGGCAGAUAUGCUAGAUUGGGCUGUUGAAUACAUUAAAGACCUCCAAAAAGAGGUUAAGACACUCACGGAUAAGGAGUCAAAGUGCACAUGUUCUGGUGAGGGAAAACAGGUUCCAAAUCCAACCUUGUGACUUGCCCUUGUACAGGAAGUAGAAUGCAAACAUGGAGAUGUUAAACAAGAAGAUUGCAAAGCAAACUAACCUAUCUUAAUGCUGGUGAAACGGUAAAAAAAAUAGGCCUGUAGGAGAAGCUGGUUUAAUGUUCACCAUUUAAGCUGGAUCAAGUUGGUUGAAACUGUGAUUGUAUAGCUUUAUGUUACUUUUUGGGAAUUGUAGUUGCUUCGCCGCAACCUAACCUCUUAGAAAGGUUCACACCCCAAGCGUAGGGCUAGGUCGUUGAAAGCAUAAUAACCGGUAAGACCGGAAUCGUUCCCACAGAGAAAUCUUCUUUAGCGAAUUUGGAUUAGAUGUUGCGUA
Rhododendron vialii is the source of this 1869-nucleotide messenger RNA. Its product is annotated as transcription factor bHLH130-like. The transcript has 6 exons. Gene Ontology annotation, biological process: regulation of transcription by RNA polymerase II. Gene Ontology annotation, molecular function: RNA polymerase II cis-regulatory region sequence-specific DNA binding; DNA-binding transcription factor activity, RNA polymerase II-specific; protein dimerization activity. Gene Ontology annotation, cellular component: nucleus. NCBI's taxonomy places the organism in Eukaryota, Viridiplantae, Streptophyta, Magnoliopsida, Ericales, Ericaceae. The coding region runs from base 304 to 1524 and encodes 406 amino acids. The record is from RefSeq and is a predicted model, not a curated record.